CUUGUGGAGCGAGUGGGGCAUUAUACGGGCUGAUAUCGUGCUUUGCGGGAUGCGCGUGCAUAUACUCUUGCUUCUACCGAUCAAGAAUGAGAAGCCAAUACAUGCUAGCGGAGGAACCUUGUCCCGAUUUGCUUCUACACCUUUGUUGCGAGUCCUGCGCUUUGUGCCAAGAGUAUCGUGAGCUCCAACAUCGUGGCUUUGACAUGAAUCUUGGAUGGUAUGGAAAUGUUGACAAACUAAAUCAAGGAUUGACAAUGGCACCAUUUGUUGAAGGAGGGAUGAAUAGAUAA
This is a messenger RNA of Erythranthe guttata (spotted monkey flower), 290 nucleotides long. The record is from RefSeq and is a predicted model, not a curated record. NCBI's taxonomy places the organism in Eukaryota, Viridiplantae, Streptophyta, Magnoliopsida, Lamiales, Phrymaceae.